AUCAAGGGUGUGUCUAGUUUGUUCUGGUGCACAGAGCUGUUGUGGGAAGGGAUCUCUCACCCACAAUAGCAGAACAGGUUUGUGUGCUAACCUAGCUUUCCCUAUAAGGGUCGGUAGCACCUGCUGCUGCUCCGUUAGUUCAGAAGGAGAAAGCAGGUGGCUCGCUGUUGACUCCGGGUGAAGGAACAGGCAGAGAUGGCUGCAACUACUGCCCAGCCAAUGGGCAGCCUGCCCAGCGGACUGGGGAUAUGCACCACAGCCCCGGAUAUAUUUUACCUGCCUGAGCUGGUGUUCGGCGGUCUGGUGUGGAUCCUGGUGGCGUCCACCCACGUGGACCCACCGAACCCUCUGGGCUGGGUGAUGUUCGUCUCUAUCUUCUGCUUCGUCUUGACCUUCCUCUGGAUGAUCAUCUUCGCUGCCGGGGGUCACAAGAGCAGCUCCGGCUGGGCUGCCGCUGACUUCGCGUACCACGGCCUGGCAGCCUUCUUCUACCUCAGCGCAGGUGUGGACUUGGCUUUCAUCACCCUUAUGAAGAAAACAGGUGUAUUAAGAAUCUACCAGAUUGACAUCGCUGCUGUGGUGUUCGCCUUCGUGGCAACUCUCCUCUACUUCAUCCACGCCAUCCUCUCCGCCAUCCGAUGGAAAAACUUCUGAAGAGCGAUGCUGAUUCACAAACCUGCGUGUCCAAGAAGUACUGUGCCUCCUGUAUGUGUGUGUGUGUGUGUGUGUGUGUGUGUGUGUGUGUGUGUGUGUGUGUGUGUGUGUGGUGGAAUUACACACAAGUGACAUCAGCCUCCUCCGAUUCGUAAUGAAGGAUUUGAACCCCAUUUUUGAGACAUUUAAUGAUGUUCAGUGAAGGUUGAGUGGGUAGGGAUUUGUGGAGAAGCACCAAACCAAAAAAAAAAAGGAAAACAAAACAAAAAAAAGAAUCAUUCAAAGCAUGCAGGAAAAAAAAAAUUAAACAAUGGAAGCAAAUGAAGAGCUGUAGCUUAGAAAUGAGAUACUGUGUGUUCUUACCAAAACCAAUGACAUGAAAUUAAUAAUUUAAGGUGCAAAAAUUGGUAAAAGUGCAGUUGUUUUCAUCAGCCAACGGCGAAGUGUAUUCAUAUAUUUAACCCACAUCAUUUUGAGCAAAUGGUCAUUUAUUACAUGAGAGAAGUUGUCUUUUUUUUUUGUUGGUGUCAUUUUAGAGAACCAUGGAAUAAGCUGUAAAUGUUACUAUUGCAGCCCGAGUUUCCAUGGUAAAUUUUUAAACAUACAACAUCUUUCCUCAAAUUAUUAUCUGUGUUGAGCCUUACAUAAAUAUUUUUACUGGAUUUAUAUCAUACGUAUACAUGAGUAAAUAAAUACAUUAUUUGUUGUAAUAUAUUGAAUGUAUUUUGAAAAAAAAAACCAAACUAAACUAAAAGGUGUGCAGAGUUAAUGUCGUGUACAACACAUGCUAAUGUUGGUGUAAUAAGAUGAAGAUGAGAUUAAAGCGUGCUUGAUGAUUUUUAGUAAAGAAAAUAAUGAAAGCUCGGGCGGAUGGAGAACGCAAAAUAAAACUGAAGAAAAAAGUUGUUUGCGGAGAGUUAGGUGAGAAGAUUGAUACCACUCUCAGGUCUGUAUGCUUUAUAUGAAGCUUUAGCUUUAGCUUAGCACGGAGACUGGAAGCAGGGGCGGAACAGCUAGCUUGGGUUUUGUCCAAAGGUAACGAAAUUUCAGCGGUCAGCGUUGGCUCUAUUAUUAGAGAGUGGCAAUGGCAGAUUUCCCCAAAAUGUUGAACUAUUCCUUUAAGGGGCAGUUCACCAAAAUCGCUAAAGAAGGAGAGAAAUAAAAACACCAGAACAAAACGUAUAUUUUUACCUACUCCUGACUCCUCCUAUCUAGCCGUGCAGAUAGAUUCAGAUUUAUAUGAAACCGAUCACAGUGAGGUCUACAGUUGCUGUUGGAUUGUUUCUCUGCAGUGACUAUAAAGAGUUAGUUAUAAAAUCCUUCUCAACUAUCAAUAUGUUUUUGUUUUUUUAGAACUGAUGCAUUUUUCUUACUCAUAUAGAAUUAAUACCAGCAAAUCAUCAGUACUUUAAGGAUGGCGAAGUGUAUUUUUUAGCUAAAAGAGCUCUGGUUGAAAUUUGUAUAGAAAUACAUUUUUGUACAC
Molecule: messenger RNA, 2137 nt
Organism: Xiphias gladius (swordfish)
Lineage: Eukaryota; Metazoa; Chordata; Actinopteri; Istiophoriformes; Xiphiidae
Product: myelin and lymphocyte protein-like
Exons: 4
Coding region: 196-654 (152 amino acids)
Biological process (GO): myelination
Cellular component (GO): membrane
Molecular function (GO): structural constituent of myelin sheath
Source: RefSeq, a predicted model, not a curated record